Geodia barretti is the source of this 462-nucleotide messenger RNA. Lineage: Eukaryota; Metazoa; Porifera; Demospongiae; Tetractinellida; Geodiidae. The record is from the annotation of a GenBank genome assembly.
CUGGACGGACUGUCGGACGAACCGCGCAGCGGACGGCCUCGAGCGGUUACCGAUGACCACGUGGAGCGUGUGAUUACGCUGACGCUGGAGACCACCCCCAAGGACGCGACCCACUGGAGCACCCGGUCCAUGGCCCAGCGCAGCGGGCUGAGCCACAACACGGUCAGCCGCAUCUGGCGAGCCUUCGGAUUGCAGCCCCACCGCACGGAGACCUUCAAGCUGUCGGCAGACCCCUUCUUCAUCGAGAAGGUCAGGGACGUUGUGGGGCUAUACCUCAACCCACCACCGGAUCGGGCGUUGGUCCUGUGCGUGGACGAGAAGUCCCAGAUCCAGGCGUUGGAUCGCACCCGUCCGCUAUUGCCCAUGCGCCCGGGACAGGUGGAACGGCGCACCCAUGAUUAUCUGCGUCACGGCACCACUUCGCUGUUCGCCGCCUUGGACACCGCAGUACCGGCAAGGUGA